Perca flavescens (yellow perch) is the source of this 4255-nucleotide messenger RNA. It is a transcript of the gene ano1a, whose product is annotated as anoctamin 1, calcium activated chloride channel a. Gene Ontology annotation, biological process: chloride transmembrane transport. The coding region runs from base 356 to 3358 and encodes 1000 amino acids. Lineage: Eukaryota; Metazoa; Chordata; Actinopteri; Perciformes; Percidae. The transcript is spliced from 26 exons. Gene Ontology annotation, cellular component: plasma membrane. The record is from RefSeq and is a predicted model, not a curated record. Gene Ontology annotation, molecular function: intracellularly calcium-gated chloride channel activity; protein dimerization activity.
CCAGAGGUUUUAGCGUAGAACAGUCUCACUCGGACUCGUAAUGUCGUUGAGGCAGACCUGAACUAUAUCUUCUGUAAUCAUCUCAUAGAGAUAAAUAGCCUGUACUCAAAUAAAUAAUUAGAACCAGUCGCUUCAUUUGGACAAAUAGUUUUUAGUUUUUUUUGUUGCCAAAUUCGAUAGGGAACAGUUUGACAGUAGUCUAUCAGCCUGUCCAGAAGAAUGAAUAAGUGGUAGCUCUCCAUCCACCGUUUCCAUGCAACAGCGCGUGUGGCUGUGAAGCACGCGGAGGGAUCGAUGCUGUAGGCAGAGAGCGACGGCACAGUAGAUCUGGACCCGGAGCGCCUUUUUAGACCCGAUGGAGAGACACGAUGUUGUAAAUGAGCUGGCUCGGAGCGUAAACCAUCCUGAUAGUGCCGAAGAGCCCGGUUCUUCUUCCCUAUCCUGUGAGCACUAUGGCAGCCCGCAGCAGGAGGUGACUGCCACGAUGAGGAGGAACGACAAUUACCUGCCGGUCCCUGGCGAAGAGAAGAGCCCGGAUGUGGACUUUGUCAACACCAAGGACACAAGCGAUGAGUCCAUACCAAUGAAAAAUCGUUAUGCGGAUGAUGGCUCACUUCGGUAUCCACGGCAAGGCCCUUACUUCUCCGAUGGGCAGCGGCGGGUGGACUACGUGCUCACCUACCAGAUCCAGAAGCCCAACAGCAUCCGGCGCCAGUCGUCCAGGUUUGGCGACAACAACUUCAUCCAACGGUUUUGGCGCAGCCUGAACAUUAGAAGCCGACGCGCCGACGCGCAGCCAAAGGAAGACCCGGAGAUCGCCGCCCAGGAGCAACAGACUGACUAUCAUGAAGAUGACAAGCGCUUUAGGCGGGAGGAGUUUGAGGAAAACAUCCGAGAGACGGGGCUGGAGCUGGAAAUGGACGAAAGGACUACUAUCCCUGGAAUCGGCUUCAUGAAGGUCCAUGCUCCUUGGAACAUUCUGUGUCGGGAGGCUGAGUUUAUGAAGCUCAAGAUGCCAACAAAGAAGAGUUACGAAGUGAAACAAGGCAGUAAUCUGGUGGAGAAGAUCCGGCUGUUCAUUCACAAAGUCACAGCUCCUCUCCACCCAAAAGUAGACCCCAACCGGCCACAAAGCGUCAAAUUCCUCUCUCACCCUUUCUCCAGAGAGAAGCAGCAUCUAUUCGACCUGUCUGACAGGGACAAGUUCUUUGACAGCAAGACCAGGAGCUCAAUAGUGUAUGAGGUACUAAAGAGGACUAGAUGCACCAGAGCCAAAUACUCCAUGGGGAUCACCAGUCUGCUAGCCAAUGGUGUCUAUACGUCUGCUUAUCCUCUGCAUGACGGAGACAUUGAGGGGGCGAAUGCAGAACCUAACGACAGAAAGCUGCUGUACGAACAGUGGGCCAGCUACAGCUUCUUCUACAAGUACCAGCCUAUUGGACUCAUCAGGAAGUAUUUUGGGGAGAAGGUUGGACUGUACUUUGCCUGGUUAGGAGUCUACACACAGAUGCUGAUCCCAGCAGCCAUAGUUGGAGUCAUUGUAUUCCUCUACGGCUGCGCCACUGUCGACGAUAACAUACCAAGUAUGGAGAUUUGCGAUCCCAGGCACAACAUCACCAUGUGUCCGCUGUGCGAUCGCGCCUGCAGCUACUGGAAGCUGGUGACGGCGUGUGGUACAGCCCGAGCCAGCCACCUGUUUGAUAACCCGGCCACUGUCUUCUUCUCCAUCUUCAUGGCCCUCUGGGCGGUUCUAUUCAUGGAGCACUGGAAGAGACGACAGAUGCGACUCAACUAUAUCUGGGACCUGACAGGCUUCGGAGAGGAGGAGCAGGAGGAGCAUAAGGACCACAACCGAGCCGAGUACGAGUUCCGGGUCAUGCGAAAGACAAUAAGAAAGGAGCCUCAAACCCCAAAGAUAGAGGAAAGUGAGAAGGUGAAGGUGAAGCUGACGUGUACAGACAGACUGCCAGCUUACCUGACUACUAUGGUAACGAUGGUCUUCAUGAUCCUGGUGACGUUUGCCAUAGUCUUCGGGGUCAUCCUGUACCGGAUUAGCAUUAAAGCAGCCCUGCACAUGAGCACCUACUCAGACCAGUCCAACAUCAGAGCCACUGUCAAAGGCACGGCCGCCGUCAUCAACCUCGUCGUCAUCAUCAUCUUAGAUGAAGUCUACGCCGCCAUCGCCCGCUGGCUCACCACACUGGAGGUUCCAAAGACGGACAAGAGCUUCGAAGACCGCCUCAUCUUCAAAACCUUUGUCUUGAAGUUUGCCAAUGCAUUCACACCCAUCGUCUACUUGGCCUUUUUCAGGGGCAGACUCGUUGGCCGGCCCGGAAACUACUUGUAUGUUAUUGGAUCGUACCGAAUGGAAGAGUGUGCCCAUGCAGGCUGCCUCAUGGAGCUGUGCAUCCAGCUGUGCAUCACUAUGCUUGGCAAGCAGCUCAUCCAGAACAACCUGUUUGAGAUUGGCAUACCGAAGCUGAAGAAGCUGCUCCGGCGGAGGAAAUCUGACUUGGACUCCAAGCAAGAGGAGGAGCUGAACAGGUCUCUGUAUCGCCACGAGAAAGACCACAUCCUGGGUCCCUUCGUCGGCCUCAGCCCUGAGUACAUGGAGAUGAUCAUCCAGUUUGGGAUGGUGACUCUAUUCGUGGCGUCCUUCCCUCUGGCUCCGCUCUUCGCUCUGCUCAACAACAUCAUCGAGAUUCGCCUUGACGCCAAGAAGUUUGUUAUGGAGCUGCGCAGGCCGAUCGCAGCCAAAGCCAAAGACAUCGGUAUCUGGUACAACCUGUUGAGAGGCCUCAGCAAGGUAGCAGUCAUCGUUAACGCCUUUGUCAUCUCCUUCACCUCCGACUUCAUCCCACGGCUGGUCUACCAGUACAUGUUCAGCGUUGACGGCACCAUGCACGGCUUCGUCGAUCACACUCUGUCUUACUUCAACGUCAGUCACUUCCAGCCGGGCACAGACCCUCUGCAGCCAUUGCACCUGGGCUACAGUGUAGAAAUAUGCAGAUAUAAGGACUACAGAGAGCCUCCCUGGUCCAGCACACCAUAUGAGCUCUCCAAGGAGUUCUGGGUCAUUCUGGCCGCUCGCCUCGCCUUCGUUGUCGUCUUUCAGAACGUGGUGAUGCUCAUGAGUGACUUUGUGGACUGGCUGAUCCCGGACAUCCCCAAGGACAUCAGCCUCCAGAUCCACAAGGAGAAGAUCCUCAUGGUGGAGCUGUUCAUGAAGGAAGAGCAGGGCAAAAGGCUUGCAGCGCGGGACAACCACAACCAGGACAACUGCAACUCCCCCUCGUCAGCCAAUCAGAGCCCGCCGCGGCCCCGCUCACGGCCAGUCUCGCACGCCAACUGCUGUUAAACUGUUAGCCGCGAGAAAAAAACACAGCACCUGUAUACAAACUGUCCAUAAGGGAAUCAGCUGCAUAAAGCUAGCUGUUAAAGGUUAGAAAGGUUUUAAGGCAUGAUCAGUUUUUAAUAAUCAGCAAAAGUGCUUUUGCUGCAUUAAUGUUGUUUGGGAAUAUUUGCAAGAAUGACUUGACAGUUAAAGCAAAAACUCUGACGCAUUCACAUCAGAAUUCCUUCACCUUAGAAACGGGUUGUUGACCUGUUUUUAAAAAUCUUCCCAUGUUAAGAUGAAGCAUUUUACAGCAGGCCAGACAUGGUCAGCCAUUAACCAAAAUUCCUGCAAGUAGUUAGACAACACCCAUAGGAUGUAUGAUCACAAAACAUUAUUUAUUGGAUGUACAGUACUGGAUUUGAAGGGAACAAGCCAUUAUUCACUUGACUCUGGGGAAAUUCCUUGUCAAUGACAUCAUCAUUGAGGACGCCAAACCCCACCUGCAACCUAAUUUGAAUCCUAUUUUCAAGCAUCCAGUUCAUACCUACCACGUCUCCCACGGGACCUGAAUGCAGCGCUUGUAUUGAAGACAGUGUCUGUCCCGAGGGUCCUGCUGGGAAGACUUUCCUCCUGAUGUCUUACUGGUGAGAACCUCCCACCUGCUCAGAUAGGCCUUUCUUUUCUUUUCUUUUUUUACAAAAGCAGGAAUUCAUUGAUGUACUUCUUUGAAUAUGCAACAUGGUCAAGCACAUGUGCUUUGUUUUUUGGAGAUGAACAGCAAGGUUUUGUCCAGCGGCCUGUUGAUUUGUACUAUUCUCUUGUAAGAGCACCAUUUUGCUCAUUUUUACAUUUGUUACUAACCGUGCUCAGUGGAAUUAUUCCUAAAAAAAAUUAAUAAAUAAAGCACAAGUCACAUUA